AUGCAGCCGCAACUGCUCCCACAUCCCGUCCUCCUGCAGGGGGGAAGGGGAUACACUGAGGACUAUGACUACGUUUCUCUGGAGGGCUGCACUGACAAGCUUGCUAGUGAAUUUAGCAGUGAAAAGGGCUACACUUUUGUUGAACAGCUUCACAAAGUCCAGUGUAUGCUGCAGGAUGUGGGCUCCAACAUCGCGACACCUCUCUCCUCAGCCAGGGAGGCUCACUUAAAACGAACAUCUUUUAGCGAGAAGCCAGUUCUGGAGCUGGAACAGUGGAUUGACAAAUACUCGGAACAGCUUCCCCCACUCAGAGCUUUCAUACUGCCAUCGGGAGGUAAAAGCAGUGCUGCUCUCCAUUUUUCCCGGGCUGUCUGCCGCAGAGCUGAAAGGUGUGUGGUUCCAAUAGUACAGGCAGGGGAAGCAGAUCCAAAUGUGGCCAAAUAUUUAAACAGACUGAGCGACUAUCUCUUCGUUUUGGCACGUUAUGCUGCAAUGAAGGAAGGGAAGGAAGAGAAAAUAUACAUAAAGUCUGAAGCGUAACUGGGAGCUGGGAUGUUGCUUUCCAGAUCAUGAAAAGCUAAAUCCAACAGACUGCUUUUCCCAGGCAAGAAAGGGAAGAGAAUGAGCCUGGAUUGGGAACGUGAGCUGGCCAAGAACUUCCAGCUAACAUGACCAGGACCAUGUUCAUGAGUGCUGUAAGGAACACAGCUGUUCACUAGGCCUUGUCUGAAUAUCUCUUGUAGUAAGGGUGGUGGCUUCAGAAUUAAUGUUUGCUCCAAAUUGGAACUGAGGCAGAAGACUUCAAAUAAACACAGCUGAUUUCUAGAGAUGUUUUAAAUUCUCUGGGCAGUGGCAGAUGCUUUGAGAAGACUUUGACAGGUCUCCGAGGAACGGAGAAGAGAAAAUAAUCAGCUUCUCUUUAAGUCAUAAUGCUCACAUGGAACAGCAACUGUGCAGAGAUUCAGGAGCUCUGUCCACUAGCUCUGAAAUAAUAAAUGUGAUUUACUUGUACAAAAGGGCCCUUAACUGUCAUACUUUAAUGCUGAGCCCAGCUUGCUUUUCUUUUGUUAAGUUGCUUUCAAUCCAUCAGCUCUGACUGAAACUAGAAGAGCCUGUAGAUUUACAGGAAUGUACUCUCUGGCACUGGCUGCCUCUUUUCAUGCAUAUGUGAAGAAUUUCUCUGUGUAUCCUGUGCCAGGAGUGGGGCUCACGCAGGAAAGGGGGAUUAAAGGAAGAAGGGCUAAAUCCUACAGUUCACGUGCAAGCAAGAUCUGUGUAGCCAGCAGGAGUGGAGCUCCACGUGGAGCUGCCCUCCCAGCACACGGACCACUCUGGUCUCAGCAUCCCCUUUUAGCUGCAGGUAUCAGCUGAGGGGAUAGAGCCCUACCAUAGUCUGAGUCCUGUUAUCAAGUAUCUUCAUAGGGGGGGCCACUCAGGUCGCUGAAUCUGCAGAUAGAGGGGCUAUGAUGAGCAGCAGGGGCCUGGGCCUUUUCAGCUGACACAGCUACAGUUGGAAGAGAGAAGCUAACACCUAAAAGUUCAGAUCUCACAAAAAAUUAGUGAAACUCCUAAGGCUAACACUGCUUCCCAUGGAGCCUUCGGUAGAAUAGAUCUGAGCAUAUGCUGAAGUCUGAAAAAUCUGGCUGCAAACAUCACAAUAGCAGAAUGCAGUACUUAACAGAAAAGAUAUCCUCUGAGUCAGAGCUCACCUAGGUCAGCUGAACACUUAGUCUUUCAGAAUAGCUGUAUGUCUUGCUGCAUUUUUUUUAAAAAACAUUCCCUCACUUGCUAUUUUAAUGCUGCAACUUCAAGUGUAUCAAUCUACAUCAUACAAGCUCAGCAACCUGAGCCUCUAAUAAGAAACCAAAGGCAGCUUUUCAGUAAUUUGACAGAGCAAGCUAACUAAAAUUUAAGAAUCUUAGAAGAGCUAUCUUGCAAGUUUUUCCAGCUGCCUGAUGGAUUGAAGACUGCUAGAAAAACAUCCUGGAUAUGUAAAUGAGUGCAUUACACUAAGCUUAAUGAGCUAACUCCUUGAUACCCGUGUUGUCCAAAACUCCUGCAGCUUGGAAGCAUAAUUUGGAAGAAUAUAUAUCAGACAUGUUGGUUUAAACUCUCUUGUCCUUGUAGGAAGGAGCCUUUCAGAGAAAUUCUGUGGGCUGUAAGGCGAUUGUGCUUUGAAAAAGCUCCAUAGUAGGAGUGCAUGCCCUGCGCUAAGAGUGCAGUUCUCAGUCUUGGGAGCUUUUAAGUCAUGCAGCCUUCUCUGUUCAAUUAUUCAAGUAGGAACAACCUUAAACUUGCUUCCAGAAAGUAUCUCUGGCUUUUGUGUUAACUUUUUAAUCAGAGCAGGGUCAGAGUGAAGAAUGCCCAGCACUAAUAGAUACUGCUGUCUCAUUAUUCACCUUUUUAAAAAAAAAAAAACAGAUAUUUCAUAGCUAUUGUUAAUGUACAUUUUUCAUAGAGUAAUUUUCCAAGCCUUAGCCUGUAACACAUCCCAAUGACAAAUGCUCUUGAUUUGGACUGUGCCGUCAGCUGCAAUGUCACAUCAGACAUUUUCUCAAUGCCUGCUCCAGACAGGCCAUCCAGUUUUAUGAUAGCUCUGUUUCAGUUAUCACUAUUGAACCUUAAGAAUCUAGAGGCUUUUCAAGUUUAAUUGAACAAAAUUCUUU
Struthio camelus australis is the source of this 2666-nucleotide messenger RNA. NCBI's taxonomy places the organism in Eukaryota, Metazoa, Chordata, Aves, Struthioniformes, Struthionidae. The record is from RefSeq and is a predicted model, not a curated record.